Drosophila willistoni is the source of this 1016-nucleotide messenger RNA. RefSeq names its product zinc finger protein 830. Gene Ontology annotation, molecular function: nucleic acid binding; zinc ion binding. The record is from RefSeq and is a predicted model, not a curated record. Gene Ontology annotation, biological process: nuclear DNA replication; mitotic DNA replication checkpoint signaling; mitotic DNA damage checkpoint signaling. The coding region runs from base 68 to 814 and encodes 248 amino acids. Gene Ontology annotation, cellular component: nucleus; spliceosomal complex. The transcript is spliced from 2 exons. Lineage: Eukaryota; Metazoa; Arthropoda; Insecta; Diptera; Drosophilidae.
AAGAUUUGGCCACACUAACAUAUGUUGUUUAAAUUAAAUUUAAUUUGUUUAUAUUUAACUUUGAAAAAUGAGUUCUGGAAUACGAAAACACCUCCAAAAGAAAACAUCAUCUUUAUCUAAGGGAGUCACUAAAAUUGAUUCGCCAAUAGCAAAGUAUGACUCUUCAGGUAACUUGACAUGCAUAAUGUGCAAGAUUCCAAUUAAGCCGAGUGUUUGGAAGGUCCAUAUAAACUCAAAGCAACACAAACAGUCAGUGGAAUUGGCCAAGCAAAGGAGUACCACCCAAACUGAAGAGAAGAUAUUACCAAAAAAGGAAACAAUCAUUAAGAAUGUAUCUGCAGAUGCACCCACAAUCGCCAAGAAUGAUACUCCUCAAGAGAUACCGCGAUUGUCAAGUUCCAUUCCCGCAAAGGUUGCCAAUGUAGAGGAGACAGUUUCAUCUACAACCGAAACACUUCCUGACAAAUUUUUCGAUCCGGUGAAAUCGAGUAAAUCCGAAUCAUCUGAUCGUACUCAAGAUGAGGAAUGGAAUCGGUUUCAAAAGGAGAUUAGAGACGCAGCUACUGAAUCCAAUAUAAUCAUAGCAGAAGAACAGGAUGAUGUUAACAAUCAAAGACAUCUUAAAGAGAUUGAUGAGCAAAUCGACAAAUGGAAUAGGUUUAUACAAAUAAAUGAAAAAAAAAAUACUAUCCUUCACAGUCAGCGGAGAACGGUGAAGAAAGAACAACAAGUUUCUGAGUCUAGCUCAAGUGAGGAAGAGGAAAAUGCUGUAGAAGAUCUAUACGACUGGAGGAUUAAAAGCCUAAAUAAGUGAAAUACUUAUACGUAUGUUUAAGGUUAUAGACAGAAAAAUGAUUAAUCGUGAAUGUAUAUCUACAUAUGUAUGUGUAUCUAUCCAUGAACAGUAUAUGUGAAAACUUGUAGAAAUAAAACGUAAUAAAUAUUUAUGAAGAUUGCUUUUAAUAAGAUCCUUUAUAAAGAAUUUAUUACAAUCAAUAAAAUGUACGUACAUAAAA